CUCCGGCGCACGUUUCAACCCCUCUCCCUCGCAUCCUACACAGACGCGCAUCUCUCCCUCUCGCCGUCUCGUGCACUCCCCUCCUUGCCAGCCUCCCCCAGCGCCAUCACCGCCACCGCCGCCGCCGCUAAAGCAUCGUCGUCUUCACCGUCUCGAUCAUCAUUCGGCGGCAGAGCGCCAUCCUGCGCCUCGCCUCGCUAUUGGCCCGCGAAUGUCGGACGUGCGCUCGGCGCAAUCCGCAGCGGCGGAUCAGGUGUGGCAGGAGGAGGAGCAGCAGCAGGAGGGCGAGGAAGAACAAGCGGAGGAGAGCUGUUAGGAAGCCGCCGCACGGGCAGCAACUGGAACGAGCAUCGACCUGCAUUGGACUGCGCGGGCAGGCAGCAGCAGCGGCGGCGGCAGCGAUCACAAGCGGCAGCAGCAGCAGCAGCAUCAUCAUUCACCACACAUCCCCGUGAGUAGACAAGCACGCUGAGCCCCACCCCCGCCCGUCGCGGCCCCCGCUCCUCAUCUCCCAUGGAAGACAUGGAGGAUGAGCUCAAGUGUCCGGUGUGCGGGGCCAUGUACCGGGACCCCGUGCUGCUGCCCUGCUCGCACAACCUGUGCCUGGCGUGCGCUCGCAACAUCCUCGUGCAGACGCCCGAUGGGGAACUACCAGCACAGCACCAGCAGCAGCAGCAGCAGCAGCCGGUAGCACCGGUGCCAGGAACAUCUCAAGCACCAGCGGCGGCGGCAGCAGCGGCGGGCGCGGGGAGCGCGUCGCAACUCCAGCACGUGGUGGCAAACGGCGCGGUGGCUCCUCGCGUGUCCCCCUCGGGCUCGGACUACGACUACCUGGAGCUGGACAAGAUGAGUCUCCACAGCGAGGCGGACAGCGGCUACGGCUCGUUCGGGGGCUACCUGACCAGCCCCGGCACGCCGAACGCGCCGAUGGCCACCACGCCAUCCUCCUCCUCCGCAGCGUCGUCCUCCUCCUCCUCCGCGUCCUCCUCCUCCUCGCUGUCGUCGGCGGUGGCCGUCCUGCCGAAGCUGUCCCCGAACGGGGUGCGAGUGUUCCCGCCGACCCCCGUGCCGAGCGCGGCGCCGCGGCCCCCGCUUCCCUCCUACCAGCACCACAGCCAGUUGCACCCGCAGCACGCCCUCAUGCACGCACAGCUGCUGCAGCAGCACCACAUCCUCCAACAGAAGCAGCAGCAGCAGCAGUUGCUGCAACAGCAGCAGCAGCAGCAACAGCAGCAGCAGCAGGCGACCGCGGUCCAGCAGCGGCACCGCAACUCGUGCCUGACGUGCCCGCAGUGCCACCGCAGCCUGCUGCUGGACGAGCGCGGGCUGCGGGCCCUGCCCCGUAACCGCGUGCUGGAAGCGGUGUGCGACCGCGUCGCGCAGCGCGGCCGGGCGCGCGCCCUGCAGUGCCAGAUGUGCGAGCGCAGCCCCGCGCGGCCCGCCAGCGUGCUCUGCGAGCAGUGCGACGUGCUCUACUGCGACGCGUGCCGCAGCCGCUGCCACCCGGCCCGGGGCCCCCUGGCCAAGCACCGGCUGCUGCCGCCGGCGCUGGUGCUGCAGGCGCGCGCGUCGGCAUCGUCGGCCGCGCGGCGCCCGGCCACGUGCGCGGAGCACGAGCUGGAGAGCCACUCCAUGUACUGCGUGCCGUGCCGCGCGCCCGUGUGCUACCAGUGCCUGGAGGAGGGCAAGCACGCACGCCACGAGGUGCGCGCCCUCGGGGCCAUGUGCAAGCUGCACAAGGGCCAGCUCUCCCAGGCCCUCACUGGACUAUCGGACCGAGCCAAGGAGGCCAAGGAGUUCUUGGGGCAGCUGAAGAACGCAGCCACACAGAUUCAGGAAAGUGGCGUGGAGCUGGAGGCCUGCCUCGUGGCGCAAUGCGACGCGCUCGUCGACGCCCUCAACCGCCGCAAGGGACAGCUGAUGGCACGAGUGGGCAAGGAGCGAGAGCAGAAGCACAAGCUGGUGCGGGAUCAGAUGAGCCACUGCUCUGUGAAGCUACGGCAGACGACAGGGCUCAUAGAGUUCUGCCUGGAGGUGAUCAAAGAGAACGACCCCAGCGGAUUCCUGCAGAUCUCGGAUGCCCUCAUCAAGCGCGUGCACAGCACGGAGGAGCAGUGGGGGCGGGGGGCGCUGCAGCCCCGCGCCAACCCCGAGUUUGACCUCUCCCUCGACAGCGGACCCCUCCUGAACUCCAUCCAGCAGCUCGACUUCCUGCAGACCCGAGCCCAGCCGGCCGUGCCGGCCGCCCCACUGCUGCAGCUGGAGGAGUGCUCGACGCAGACCAACAGCGCCACGCUGUCGUGGAAGGCGUCGCCGCUGUCACCGGCCAACAUCGAGGGAUACGUCCUGGAGCUCGACGAUGGCACCGAGGGCUUAUUCAGGGAGGUGUACGUGGGCACGGAGACGCUGUGCACCGUGGAUGGCCUGCACUUCAGCAGCACCUACAGCGCACGCGUCAAGGCCUUCAACAAAGCUGGAGUCGGGCCCUGCAGCAAGACCGUGGUGCUGCACACCUCCGAGGGUAGCGCUGACCCCGACACUAACGUGGCGUGGUUCUCACUGGACCCCAGCUCCGCCCACCAGGACGUGAUCCUGAGCAACGGGAACCUGACGGCGUCGUGCAGCAGCUACGACGAGCGCGUCGUGCUGGGCUCGGCGGGGUUCACGCGCGGGGUUCACUACUGGGAGGUGACGGUCGACCGCUACGACAACCACCCAGACCCCGCCUUCGGGGUCGCGCGCCUCGACGUCACGAGGGACGCGAUGCUGGGUAAAGACGAUCGGGCUUGGGCCAUGUACGUGGACAACAACCGGAGUUGGUUCAUGCACAACAACUCGCAUACACACAGGACGGAGGGCGGCAUCGCGAAGGGCGCAACGGUCGGGGUGCUGCUCGACCUGACGCGACGCAUCCUCGCCUUCUUCAUCAAUGAUGAGCCGCAGGGUCCCGUGGCCUUCCAUGACCUGCAGGGCAUCUUCUUCCCAGCCAUCAGCCUCAACCGCAACGUGCAGGUGACACUGCACACAGGGCUGGAGCCUCCAGACGUGCAGACGGAGGAGGAGGCGGCGGCGGUGGUGGCGUUGGCGCGGCCCACGGCGACCGUUUGAGCCCCGUUGCUACCAGCGGCAUCUUCUCGAAUCCUCGGAAGCACUUACCAAAUUAAACUACGUGACGCAAAUGCUGCACAGGUCACCGUGCCAGACUUGCAAAGUAUAGAAACAGAAACGCGAGAGCUGAGCACGUCGAAAUGAACGCAUUUUAGAACUUUGCUCCAACAAGAACAUUCGAUUCAUGGAAUUGUCCACAGGUGGAGGAUUUGCUUAUCUGUCAUGCCAAUACCACCUGCCGUUUCUACUGCAUUGUGAGGAUGAGGGUAGGCACAUACCCCUACCGGAAUUGGUACACCCCCCCCACCCCCACACUGGGUACCUCCCCCUAAUGAAAUGUUACAUUUUACGUUUGGGUUAAAAUGGGGGGGGGGGGGGGGGUGGCUAAGAAAAUGGUGUCUUGCACAUACAGUGUUCCACAGUGGAUGCUAUAAAGUAGGCGUGCAGUGCGUAGCAGAGGUUAAUUACGAAGGGUGGUUAUCAUAGAACCUUUUUGCUUGCAGUGGCGGGGAGUAAGACAGUAGAAAUAACCCUUUACUGUCAUCAAAAUUACCAAAGUAAUACUGUGUGAUUACUCUAUUAUCAAUGUGUAGACUAUUGUUACUUGGCAUGUACCAAUUGGUUACAUUUUUACAUUUUAUUUAAAGAAAUAUGUAUUAAAAUUCAACAAUUCAAAAGACAAACAACCAUUGCCACCAGCUUAGAGAAACUAUACGUGUUAGUGACUUUGAUCAAUGCCAGAACAGCAACAUCCGAUGCAUUUAGAUCUCGCCACAAACCCCGCUAAUUGUACACUUUGGCAGUGUUGGCGGCCCUGAGUGCGUGGUGGUAAAUUCCUCUUUUGCCACAUUGUCGGGAAAGCGCCGCCAAACUUUUGGUGUAAGACGGAGCCCCCUAAUGGUGAGUCGACGUUAAUGCAUGAGCAGGUCCUGCCGAGGGCACCGGACGUCAUGGUAAUGGUAACGUACAGCAGACCUGAUGUGCCUCCCGUCAGAGGCCAAGUGGGCCCUGAAGAGAACUGAUGGCACCCCCCCCCCCCCCUGUACUCCCCUAUUGGUCAGGACGCCAAAACUACCGUACACCAAGGCACUGUGACCCCGCCAAAGCUGUGAAACAAUACAAUGAACAGGGCAUGCGAUGAAGUUGCAGACAUAGGGUUAAGGGUAGUGGAAUAACCAGUACAAAGCUCGGUUGGUUAGGGGUAGGGCUAGCAUUUCACGGGCUAGUUUGCUCCACCCCCAAACUGGUUGUUCCUCCUCCCCAUUGCAAAAUAUCGCAUUGUCGGUUGUUGGCUGCAUUUCAUUGCCGGCGUUUACAGCGCGUCUUCUGCCUGAGUUCUCCGCGACAGGAAGGUGGAAUUGCGGUAGAGGUUUCUUUGCCUUGAAAGGCGAAUUCACUCUGAGGUCUCCAGAUACUCAACGGGAGCAGUGUUUGUCGAUUGUCAGCCACCUGACUGCCUCUGUACUCAAAUCAAAGUGUGUGUCCCCCCAACUCCCACCACCACCGUGUUCAAACACGCAUUGGACAGCGCUCAUCUCCCCCGAGCCAGUGGUACGGAGUCGACAUCUCUACGGUGACGGACAGCCAUCCCUCGAGGCCGGAUGACCGGUGUAAACGUUCGACGUGUGAACGUUCCAAGUGGGACCUAACAUCGCUUCGAAGUUAGUUUGCGCAGCCAGUGGCUACUGCUCAAUGCUGAGCAGCAAGUUUGAUGGUGUAAAAGAAGAAGCAUCGGGGCAGUGACCGAAGGCGCAGCGAUGUGAGCCGCUGUGCCGCUGUUAACGUCGAUGGGGCCAGAGGGUGCGGAGCGGUGCACACCGCUCCGCCUUGGGUUUGGCAAUGCUCAGUUUGCCGUGGGUAUUGCACAGGCGCUUUUUUGCCAUCGAGCCGUAAACUACGGGCACGGCCUGACUUAGCGGUGCCGUUAUGGAACCAGCAAAGAGUGGCUUCGACUUCAACCUCGUGACAAUUUUGUGCAGAAAAGGCUUCGAGGAACAAGUCUGGAAAUUGGUGCCACAAAUACAGCAUUGCCGUUGUAAUUUUGGCAAGCAAGGGUCAAUGCACAUAUGCGAAGAAGCCCAAUAGUUUUGCAUAAUUGACUAUAUUCACUCAAUGAAUAUAUAGGCAGAACCUUAAUGGUUCAUAGCACUAGUUUGCUGAGUUCGGCAGGAUUACUCUUGGUCGGGGAUGCUGCGAGUCGAAGUUUGUGCUUGCUGUAUGCGUAGACUCUCAGAUGUAGGGACAUGUGACACCUGCUUGCCUAACAUCACUGAAACGAGCGGGUGUCUGCACUCACACCGCCCUCGUGUUCCCUGCAGCCGCGCGGGUCCCGUUUCCACGAGUUUUUUGUCGGGCCCUUCGAGCCAUGAACGCUCGAACACGGCGGGCACAUUCCCCCAGACUCUUAGAGGGGGCCACCAGUCGCGAGACGAAACUACAAAGCGCAUUGUCGGAUAGGAGAGUGAGAAACUGAGGAUACGCAUUGGGGGGCACAAACUCACGUGAGCAAUGUCUGCCGAGUGGUUCGGACACUCCAACCACAAUGCUCCUUUAGAGUGCUGUUAAAGACAGUGCCUAUACUAUUUUGUCAAAAUGAGUGAGGCCUUUCGUCCCAUCGGAGUGAUGAAUCUGAAAUCUCGUCAAAAGUCUCUCGCUCAAGCGGUGCUCAUCUCUGGUGGUGGCCCUGAGCAAGUGGAUGCAGUCCCACGUUGCUGGUGCAGAGGCCAGUAUAUUCGUAGGACUUUGCACAAAGUGGUACUCAUUGAGCCAGGAAAGUUGAGAGGCUGUCGACCCCUGACUGGAAUACAAAUGAUCGACCUCGUCGUGGUUGGAGCGGGAGAGAAUAUUUGAACAGAAAUUAUACCUAGACAGCAAAAAAGCAGCUAAACCUUUGCAUUUGUUCCAGAAAGCUCUCCCAACUCGGCUGAGCGCUUAGUGCGUAGGUGUUUAUAAGAGGUAUUCAUUGGUGAAAUGACGAUGUGGUAUUUGGGAAAUUGUGGGCAGUUCACCAAAUUGAGCAACUUUGGCACUUCUUGCCAAACUUAUGCAGCAAAUGCAUUACAAUUCGUGGCCGAUAGACGCUAAAAAGGUGCUUCUCAUAAGCUUUCAGUGUUUUUCAAUCAGUCUACGAGUAUUGCUUUUAUCCUGGCAAACACCACCAGCAGUUGUUUAUAGAAUACACCUCUCAGGAAAACGUUGAUUCUCCAUUCAUGAGGUGGCCGCUUAUCUCUUACUCCUCCUCUGGACUGCGCAGCUAUGCAGCUGAGACCAAUGCAGAUUAAAUAAAAGUUCAAGGUGUCACCCUGCUCAAACGGCGUCCUUGAGCAGCUGGUGGGAAUUCCAUGACUCCAAAGGUACGGUCAAGGAGACCAACACUGACCGACGCGAGCAAUGGACAACAACGCGUCAACAGCAAUUAGGUUUUGUACAAUACCAGCGUCGCUUUCCGCCUGCAUGUUAGGCUAGUGCCAAGUGGUAGCUUAGCAUUUUGAUGUCGCUGUGAAUAUACCACGAGGCGGAAGUAAUAAGUGUCCGCCAUUAUGUGUACGCGAUGCAUGCUGGGACUUAAUUGGGUGUGGGGGGGUCCAGGCGUGAUCUAAGUAAAAGAAGAAACAUGCAAUUUCUUAAAUUUGUUUCCAUCUUUUACAUUUUUUUAAAAUACGUUUUUCGAUUAAAUUUACAGUAUUUCGUUGAUAAUGUUCAACCAAUACCAGCCAUGAACCACAUUUGUGCCAGAAAAAAUGCGUGUGCUGGCCACCUGUCCCAUCGCCCAGUGUGUCCAGCAUUUAAGUCAAGCAGCGCUGAACAAGCGCAGGUGCUGUCCUGAGCCUUUCUGUACUCUAAUGCAAUUCAUGUGCAAAAGAUUUGACGACUUAUAUUUGUAUGUUAAGGCUGCAGCGAAUCUGUACUCACAUUGGGGGGUAUGGGGUAUGGUUGGAUGUUAAAUGUACAACCAAAAUCCAGUUUUAAUUCCAAUAAUUUCUGACCAUAUACCAUGUGACCAUGCAUGGAUAGGAUGUACAUGAGAAUAUUCCACUUGUGGUGGUGAAUCACUUCUGAAGGUCCCAUCACCCACAUUAUAAGAUGGCAUGUCAUACAACAAGGCAUGCUGUCACCUGAACACUGGCUACAAAUGUCCUGCCAUAGCGUAUUUUAAACCCACAAUAUCAGUUCAGGCGAGGUGAGCAAUUGCGAGAGAUUAUAGUCAAAAUUUGGCAAAAAAAAUCCAUUGCCCCAUCGAGAUCCAUAAGUACCCACAGACUUGUGGCUGCGACUCAUUAAUAUCUGGAUUUCUGCACAUUGAGACUACGCCACUCCACGUGGAGAUGUUAGGAUGCACCUAUCACAUGUUGAGAUCUCACUCGUUCAUGUGUGUGAUUUCACGUUGAGGUCAAGCUACAACUUGUUGAGCGCCGCUGAAUAUUCGGGACCGUUUGUUUCUAGAGCUCGAAAUGUGCUGGUGGAACUCCAUACAGGGUUAGCGGUCGUGUAACUCAAUACAUAUUAGUGGAACACAACUUGCGGUAGUUAGAUCUCAACAAAUGGUGCCCGCAACUGGCAUUGGAGGGCCAAUGGUAGAACUCAAUGGACUUUUAAAAUCCACAUUUGGCAGGUAGAGCUCCUCAUCUUGAGACCGGGCUCCUUUAGUCAAAGCCAGGGCAGACUCGAUACUCCAGUAUUUACUGCUGCGUGUGCGGUAUAUAUAUAUCUGUGGUGACCCCGUUUGGGAUUGGAAGGGUCUUUGCGACUGACCGUCGACUUCCUCGGACAUCACAUUUCAUUUUGUAAUCCCCACCACCCGGACCAGGAGUGUGAUUGCGUUUGACAAGGAUCAGCCGAUCCAUUCCUCUCCAAUCCCUUCCUCUUAACCACACUCUGGGUGGGACAUUGCUUUUACUUUAAAUUCAAUUUAUCAGCAGUGAACGGAUAGAUGGGUAGAUAGAUCUAUACAUUACUUUUAUAUAUAACAAGGUAAGAGCCCAUUGAGACUAGAAGUCUCUUUUUCAAGGGCGACUUAGAUGUUGUGGCCAAACUGUGUAAGGAUUCUGGGCCUUGCUGGUUGGGGUGAUACGCUGUAGAAAGGGUCUCUAUACUUUAAAAAGCUGCACACACGAGGCUAGAAUCACCAGCUGACCUGAUUCUAAAUGUUUGUCAAUGUGAAUUGUCACCGCGAAGCAGUGACGUUAUGGAAUUUCUGCUCCGUUGCUCACUGUAUCAGAUCCUCUUAUCCAUAGAGGUGCACAUUGUCAAUGCAAACGGUGCUACAUUAAUGUUGACCCUUCAUUGGGAUUUCAGCCUUGCUACUUGGUAGGGUGAGCUGAUCGUGGAACGGUGGUGCAUGAGUACCUUUAAAGGAUCCUUAUGAGAAUGUGAUCACACCAGUCCAAUUGUGCUGAACAUUAACGGGAGUGGCUCAACCAAUAUUGUGUAAAUGUUUGGCACAGGCAGUGUUUUAACUGAUCCUUUAAAGGUUCAAAGAGCUCCUAUGUCAUGGAAUAAAUUAAACCUUACAAGGAGCUACUUAGGAGGUCACUCAUGAAAUAGAAAACCCUGAUUGUAAUAUAAUACGUUGGACUGACAGGGCGGCUCAGAGACCCGGAGUCGCAGUGUUCGAUACAAUAACGUGGUGCCGUUUUAAAUCUGUGCAACUGAGGAUGACAACUGGGUCAGAAAAUUGUCAAUGCACUCGCCAUUGAGCUCAGUGGGAUAACUAUGGUGCACCAACGCAGUUUUGUGAAAGAUACGUUAACGACCUGGGCUUAAUUUAUCAUUUCCCCCCCCACCCGCCCCUCAACGCCCGAGGGGCGGGUGGGGGGGGGGAAUAUUUUCUGGAGCUCAGCCCUGAACAGCUAAGGCUGAAAUUAAGCCCUGUUAUUGACCCUGUGACUUCAUUUACAGGAGUAUGCAACUGUUUUAUGGAAUAUAGCCAUAAUGUAAAGUUAAAAUAUAAGUAGCAACUACAUUUUGGUGAAACAAUAAUAUACCUGGCGAGGUGUAGCUGUAGUUAAGUGCGGGACUCACAAUCGUAAGGUUGAAAUCAUGGGUCCAGGGGUUGACUCAGGCCAUCUUCUCUGUGGGGUCAGUUGAAUGUGAGAAAUUAAUAUCACGUAUGUAUGUUGGACUUUUUUCGCACCGUACGCAGCCAACCGUGCUAAUCGGAGGUGCGGGAAUAGGACAACAAACUAAACAUAAAAAGCAGUUAUAAAGAAAUUAGUUUUCAAUGUAUCACUGUGAGAAGUCAACAGGGUUUUGUCCGAUAAUGACACUGCCCACACCAUGGGAUUGUGGAUUGUCUACAACUGGCUCAGGACUGCUAAUGGAAAUGCGUUUCAACCCUUUGUUCAUUCGAACGGGGAGACACUUUCAAUUUAAUUAUAAUGUGUUUAAUUGUAUGGUACUUGGCUGUACUUCAAAAUAAUUUGUGGCAAAUUGUACUUUGAGCUGAUUUCCAAAAUAAUUUUUUUUAUUGAGUUUAAAUCUAUUGUAAUGUUCAUUUUCAACAUGCAUAACAGAUUUAAAUUACAUUUUGUAAAAGUAAAAACCCACAAGGAAAAAAGCAGCUUCCCACUCAAAACGAGCCCGGGGUGAUUUUCACCCCCCAAUGCCAUCCUUGUCCCACUGUUGGAAAUUCCCACAAAGUAUAUAGCUCACGUGAUCAAUCCCAGAGGGGAUGCAGGGCUGAGUCAAUCCCAAAGAGAGCGAUUUUAACUUUCAUUAUGUGACUCUAGCAUUCUGGGUCAGUGUCACCUGGAUGAGAAUAAUAACUUCGGCAAUUAAACCUAUUCACAGACUGGCGCAGCUACAAGGGUGUUAUUUUUGUUUAACUGGCACACUGGCUGUGAGCAUCCGGUGCCGCGUGGCGCUGGGUAGAGAGAUGUCCGCCCUUCUCCCCGUCGCCUAUCGCACGCGCUGGCAAACAACGUGGACGCGUCUUAUUCCCCCCCCCCCCCCCCGCACUGGCACCCGAUACCGGGGGAGGUUGACGUUUGUGUCACAUAAAGAAAGAAAAAAACACAGGUGCUGACUGCUGCUGUGGCGAAGAUAUCUGCAGCACGUCCUGCUGUCUACCUGUAAACACAAUCGGCCUUAAUCACACAAAGUCGAGCAACCACAUCGAUUCACACAAUCGUUUUUUUUGUUAAUUAGCGAAAUUGGUGAAGCGUCAACAAAGUUUUACGAUAUACAAUAAUGCAUAUAGUGUCGUAAACAGUGGUCGUUUUUUUGUAAAAUAAAAUAGAUAAAAAUUCAUUUAUAUUUAACACAAAAUUAAAAACUGCAUGUAAGGGUAAAAGUGUGCAUCGGAAUACGCGAUUAUAAGAUAUAUUUAUAACAUUUUGUAAAAUGACGACACUAAAAUAUAAAAUUUCAAAAUGUUGAUGUUAAUAAUGGAGACUUGUACAGGUACACCAAAUAUUGCAAAAAGGUAUUGACGUCAACGCCUGUGCUCCCACCAAUGUGUAUCAGCCCCAAAUGAUCAGCAAUGCUGUCAGUUUGGAAUUGGAGGACAGGGUUUUUUUUGUUAGCAUGAUUAGGAGUGAUCGCGUGGUGCUUAGAAACGAUCGAGACACGCAACUUUAGAAUAGCGGUUGUACUCGAGGCAGAGGUCGCAAACGGGUUUUGAUUCCUUACUCGUACCCGUACCCGGCCGCACCAGGGUCGCAAACGGGUACCCGUACCCGGCCGUACCUGUACCCUACCCGUACCCGGCUGGGUAUCGGGUAGGGUACGGGUAUCGGGUACCCGAUUGCGACCUCUGGGAUGAAGCCAUGUUGCAGGCGCGGGUGGGUUAAUUCUAGGAACUUGAAUUGUGAGAAGAGACAAGACGUUGGGAAAUGAGUGACAAACGGUUACUCACCAGUGACUCACGGCCUACCCGUACCCGUACCCGGCCGCACCAGGGUCGCAAACGGGUAGCCGGGUAUCGGGUAGUACGGGUAUCGGGUACCCAAUUGCGACCUCUGACUCGAGGCCACAUGUUGUUAUCGCUGUUUCGUGGACGUGGGGAAGUAGUCGUUCUCUCGAACGCCAGCGGAUAUUUGUUUGUUACUAAAGCUAAUCCACGUUUUCUCUUAAAGUGGCUGCUCUAACGUGUGCGUCGCCCCAAGCUCACUUGUCACUUGUGUAUGAAGGUGGUGCUAACAGUCUGUAUUGCAUCACUGUAAUUAUUGUAAAUGAGACACAAGCGAUGUACUAAAUGUAUUCUCAAACAAGCGUGGAAUGGUUAAGUUCAAGUCGAUUUAAUUUUUGGUUAAACACGUGGCGACUUUUUGGCACAAAUCUGCCACGCAAAAGGCCCAUCACAUUAAUACCCAUAAACAUAAACAUAAUAUACAAUUCUAUACCGCAGCGAGAGAGAGAACAAAUAUACAAUUAAAAGUUAUGUAAAACUUUAAAACAAUGAAAGCAAGUUGUGGCUGUGAGUUAGUCGUUGUAUGCAAGCGCAAAGAAAGGGUAACGCCUAUUGUUGUUUUAAUAAUUUUGAUACUGGCGAAACGGUCCCAUAGGUAGAUGUGUUUUUGAGUUGUGACUUGAAUGUAGUGAUGGAGUCGAUUGUGCGUAAUGUUCCAGAGGUGUGGUGCUACAAAUGAGAUGGUGUUCAUAUCCGUUGGUGACCCUGAACCAGUCAUGGAUAUUUCAAAUUCCGGUGACAUAGGCACAUUUCUGCAUACGAGAGUCACUGUUCACAUUUGACAAAGUGGAUUUGCAACCCAGGAGAGAUGAUUGGCUAAGCAUCCGGUGUUUGAACUCAGAACUUUGCAAUUGUGAGUUGAGCACACUUGCCACAAUGCAACCAGAUCAGAUGUUUUGUACAUUGUAUGCACUUGUUUGACUUGGUAAGGUUGAGUCUCGAGACUUGUUUUUGCAGGAGGGUACUGCUUAGGACGUUUGUACAAAUCCUAUUUGAGGUGUUUGUGUGCUCUCAAAGAUUGAGAGGCGAACACAAGCUGUCCACAAAUAUUUGUACUUAAUUGUUUAUUGACUUUGUAAAAUAAGACCAUUACGGUACCGGGCCACCUUGGGUACACAUGGGACUGGUUUCACUCCUAAGAUCCUCCCCAUUUAGUAUUAUUUAUGUGAAAUCUGAAAUAUGAUAAUAACCAUAAUAAAAACAGGAUGUUUUUUGUUAUAUUUUAUUAACACCAUUACCCAUGAAAAUGCAGGCUCACGUUGGAAUGUAUGAAUCACGGAAUCUUUUUUUAGAUAAGGUCUGUAUUUCUGCAUGAGGUCACACAUUCUUAAGUCAAACCAUAGGACCUCCACGUCAAUAUGGUACAAAAAUGUCAGAUCAAUGCUUAAUAAUACAAAGAUUAAGCUCGUAUAUAAAUGCAUUCUUAGGUUGAUAAAACAAACGCUCAAACUGGGACAUUAAAUCUCUUUGAAGGGAAAUUUAUUAUUGAUGUUUAAAAUACAGGCUUGCUAAGGGUUAUAAUUUCUUUAUUUUAGAACUUAAGGUUAUCUAUGGACAUCUGGCUGGGUGGCUCAGGGUGCCAAUUUCAUGAUAAUUGUUUUUUUAUCCUUUUAUCUGGCAACAAAAUUGACACCUUUUUUUACAAGGAGUAAUGUUUGCAUUGACCACAAUACCUGCGGUCGGAAUGCAAACAAACAUCACAACUCUGAUAAUGUAUGCACUGUCCUUGAAAUUGAUUGGUCCACACCCGAGACAGCUUUCCUUAGAGCCUAGUCUCACAUGGUGUUGGACCAGAUGACGCCAAAAGGCGCACAACUCAAAGGUGUCAGUUUUGUUGCCAGUUAAAAGGGUAAAACAACAAUUAUCAUCGUUUGCUACUGGCAAAGGAGGUUCCAAUGGUGCCAAUUCCAUGGUUGAUACUGACCUGGCAUCUCCAGGAUGGGGUAUUUGAAUUCUCGGUCACCCAUGAUUCAACCGUGUUCUCAAGCCUAAUUCGCAGCAUAUUAAAUUAGCGUUUCAUUAUGAUGACACAUUCAAGCUUUUUGGAUGAUCUAUUUAAGUAUGAUUACCAUUUGACAAACGCCCUUUGCAUGGCAUAUUAACAUGUGGGCCAACGAGUAUUGAUAUGAGCCCUGUGGAAGGGAAUUGAAAAGUACUUUCCUCCUGUGACAUUGUUUGGAAGCUGUUCUUUAACAGGGUGAGUCACUGCUCUGAGUGGAUCUGUCUUCAUCUCGCGGCAACAUGAUUCUGAUGGUGUAAUUGGAAUUUACUUUAAUUGGAAGACUAAAGUAUAAGUACAGAAAUAAUGGAAUUUGUGCACGCGUCAAUGUUGAAGUAUGAACACGUGACAAUGUGUACGCUGUGUGCAGUAGUAAAAUUGGCUUUUUCCCCAUCAUGGAUGUUCUAAAAUGUACAUGUAUACUGUGCUAUACGUUAAAGCCUUAAUGUGUGCAGGUAGCAGUUAAGCUAUAUGUGACGAGUUAUGUUUAGCAUUUCAGCGUAUUUAAACUCGAAGAGGGAAGCGGUGAAAUGAUGGCGCAUACACAAACGUGUGUACAGGAUCGGCCACACGUGUACAUGUGACCUAUGAGUGCAGUAUGGCACUGCAUAUGGCAUAAUAUUUAUCGUACGUAUUUUAAGCUACGUGGCUUGAAGCCAUAAUGUAUGGAGGAUACGGUAAGGUAUAAUAUGGUAAAGGGCCAUAAGAUGUUAUACAAUCUGUUGUUAUGAUGUCACAAGGUCAUGCAGCUAUAAUUCGUGUUGUGACACGUUAAGCUCCGUCCAUACGUAGCAACUGUCGUAGAGCAGCAAGACACAGCGAGGUCGAGCGAACUUGGAGGUGGCCUUGUUGACGGGGACAAUUCGAGGCGACUGUGAUGUCAUAUGCCUGCUCAAUGGCUCGUCCAGGCCAUGCGCCACUAAUUCGAUGAAGAUAACAGCGUCGCCCGAUGCGACUUUGGGUGUGCCAUUUUUUAAGCGGGCACAACUUCAGAUGAGAAACACGCGGGAAUUGCUACGUGUGGACUUCGCUUCGUAUUGACGUGAGCAUCGUCAACGAUGAAGACCGCUGAAGCGUCGUGCACUGACUCCGAUACCAAGGCUAUAUAACCAAACCGCAAGCGGUCACAUCGGAAAGCACCACCACGUUGGCAUAACUCGUCAUGACUAAACCUACUUGCACGCUUGUGCGCUUUACUCAGUAGUCGAUCAACAGCAAGUAAUCAUGCUCAUGAAAAAACACAUUUUGCAGCUUCCUGUUCAUGCCGUAUGCCUGGUGGUGGUUGUUGUAGUUGGCGUCACAGAGUCAUUCAACUGAAAAUAUCUCCUAACUUGUUUUGGAACAGAGCUGUGAGCUCAACUCUCUGAAGCCCGAAGUGGGAGCUUGUAUUUCACGUUUGCAUUUGAACGAGAGAUGUGCUGUCUAAAAAGAAGCGGCUGACAUUGUCUGCAAAACUGACGGAGCAGGUAAAAAAAAGCCCACAGGCGACACUUAUGUGAAAUAUAAUUUGGAAUAUUUAAUUCAAGCAUCUUUAAUACACGCCUAUCAUUCUUUACAAUGUCAUAAAGAGUCAAAUCUAUUCAUUUUGGUCAGCCUUCCCACACCAUGUAAUAAACUAGGCAUGACUAAAUGAUAUGACAUCCGUUGAAUUGGUCAUCAGGAGCUAAUUAUCGCUGAACUACAUCGAUCUUGAGGUCUGAAACACGGAGAUUUCCUAAAGACACCGUUGAGAAAGCCACGGGGAUCGGCAAUCUGCAGCUACAGAGCUGCAUGCGAAUCUUUAAGGGGCACACGUCUCAUAUUUGCCACGUGCAUUGCGGCUCUUGAAAUAUUGAAUAUUUUUUGUUAUAAAACGAAUUCGAAAAAAUGGCUCAACUUGUUAUUUUGGUUUGCCGACCCCUCUGGAUAUUCCUUGUAACACAGAGUCAAGUUCAAGCGUGUUCACGCCCCAGUGGGCACGGGGGGGAGAUGCCCAUCUCUGUAGCCCAGUCAGCGGUGGAAAUUCCACGAUGACGUACGGUGAGAAAGAAGUUUCAACAUCCAUGCUUGUACAAUAGUUGAACGCAAGUGGCGACAGAACUUAAACACUUAAACCUAAACCUGAGCACGUAUCGCCCCUAAAAUCUGUCACCUCAGACACUGCCACCCCCCCCCCUUAAAUGGAGGAAAUUAAAUAGUAAUCAUUGACUACGAACUCUUAUCGUCUCUAUGUCUGUGUCAUGCUGCAUCUCUCACAUUCUCCAUGUCUUUGGCUACCUCUGUAGUUAUGCUUCUCUCUGUCACUCCGUGUCUCUGUCUGUGUCUCUCUCCCUGUUUCUCAGAAAAGAUGGGGGCGACCCCUCACCCCACCCUUUUCCACUAGACCGCAACCCCCCUUGAAUCAUUAUGUUAUACCGCUUCUGACUGUCAAUGAAUGUCCCUAUCCAUUUGCUUAAUUGGCAGCUUAUGCGGUAUGUUUGGAAGAUCUGGGUGAGCUCACGUUUAGGUUAGGUGGCUUUGAACUGUCGCAAGUCAUGUCUGAAAGGUCACGAUUUGCGGUGUUCUGCACGCACAAUCAUUAUGUCCGUCAUUGCGGUGCUACUUAUCAAUACGUUGGGCAUUCAAAUAGACACUUCACCCUGGUACUUGAAUAAAUUGUAGGCCACUGUGCAGGGAGCUGAUUUUCACGCCAGGCAGUAUCGUAUCUUCUGCUCUACAGUGUUAUAUAUAACGUGUGAAAAAUAAUAAGCACAGUUAAACAGAUUUGUUCUUUAAAUACAAUUGUCUUUUUUUCCCAUUAUAAAGCUGUCUCAGUUCAACAGCAGAACAUCCAUCAUGACGGGAGAAUAUUGUUAUGGCAGGGUUAAAAAAUAAUGUAAUUAUGUUGCUGUGUGUGUGGAUAUAUACACACAUAUAUGUCACUGCAUUUAAUCCACCAAGAUGUUGCUGUUGAGUUGUGGAAUUGUGCUUUGUGUGCUUUGGAAGAUUGAGUUCAAGUCAGAGUAAGACUUGGCUCAUCAUCCCUUGCGGACUGAUUAUAGGACAUCAACAGUGAUCAUAUUUUGGAGAUACGUUUACCUCUGAUGGGUAUGUGGACGUUUCAUCUCUGGCUUAGGAUUACCAACUGAGAUGAGACUUGCUCUGGUUGUUAAUUUGAGAGUGCAGACACUAACUUUGGCUUGACUCAGGCAUUGCAUUUUGGGUAUUUUGCACAAUGCUCUGCGUACCAAAUACAUUUUACGUACCGUGCGUUGGUUCAAAUGAGUGUCUACGCAAUGAUCCUCACUUUCAUAUCGACUUAUUAUAUAUAUCCAAUAAGACAUCUUUUAUCAACUCAAAUGAGCAAUGGGGCAGAGAUUGUCCACUGAUGACCAUGACCCAGACACUUACAUACCAUAUUCCCAUGGCGAGGCCCUUCGAAUAACAGGGGCUUAAUGUCCACGCACAACUCGCGAGAAUGCAAACUACGGUACAUUCUAUGCAUCGACCCAACAAAGUGAUUGGACUGUGGCUUUUAAGGCUCCGUAUAAAUGUGCAGUUGUCGUGCUAAUGUAGAGUCUGCUGUUUAGCCUAUUAUCUCUCUCAACGCGCAGUGUUAUACCGUGAACAUGUAAGUGUGCAGUUGGCAUGUGAACCACAAGCUGUUUAACUGUUAGCGGAUAGCCACCGAGCAAGCAUACACACAAGUCAUGGCUAUAUUUGUUUUUAUAUAUUUCAAGAUGUUUUAGAUCUGUCUGUACAAGGUGAUUGUCUGGAGGGCCUGGGUGGGCGCUUGUUGAUGUUGCCGCAUUAGGCACGCCAGGUCGUAGCUAUAAUA
Lethenteron reissneri (Far Eastern brook lamprey) is the source of this 16812-nucleotide messenger RNA. Its product is annotated as E3 ubiquitin-protein ligase TRIM9-like. The record is from RefSeq and is a predicted model, not a curated record. Gene Ontology annotation, cellular component: cytoplasm. Lineage: Eukaryota; Metazoa; Chordata; Hyperoartia; Petromyzontiformes; Petromyzontidae. Gene Ontology annotation, molecular function: protein binding; zinc ion binding.